This is a messenger RNA of Nicotiana tabacum (common tobacco), 3974 nucleotides long. RefSeq lists its product as uncharacterized. The record is from RefSeq and is a predicted model, not a curated record. NCBI's taxonomy places the organism in Eukaryota, Viridiplantae, Streptophyta, Magnoliopsida, Solanales, Solanaceae.
UUCUGUUUUGAAAAAGGAAGGGUUUUCGUUUGUUUUUUGUUUAAGUUAAUGACACGUGUCAUAUCAUUACUGGUUCGUGAUAUACACUUGUUGAAAAAAGUGGUCAAACGCAGAAGGAGAGUUUAUUAGACCACUUUAAAAAGGUUAAGCGGACAAAGUAAUUUUUGUCCUCAAAAACUAAUUCAGGAUAACUUAUAUAAUUUGCCUUAAAUUUUGGAUUACUUUUAAAAUUAUAGCUUCAAUUAGCAAAGGGUAAGUAAGAACCGAAUUUCAUAAAACCCGAAUAGAACCGACCAAUGGACGCCUACUCCUUUCCACCAAAAAAACAAUUUAUGAAUUCACUCCUUAGACCUCAAUGCCCCGAUACUCAUCGGUUGCGGUGGCUGAUCCACUAAACAACAACUCAAUCCCGAUACCCAAAUCCUCUGUUAACGUGGACGAGUAUGCGCCUUCUAUACCGCAAUUUCCUUUAGUUCCAGUAUUAAUUGCAUCACAGUACGAAGAAAUUGAGGUUGAAGAAGCAACUAAAAACAGAGAAGAAAAUAGUGAAGGAUUAGCUCCACUCCACGAAGAAAAUCAUAAAAAAGAUGGAACCCACAUUCUGGAGCCUGUGGGUCUUGAAGAGCACUUAAGAUCAGGAAUUUCUACUCCAAAACAAUCUGUAGUAAAUCCUGAUACCACUAUGCUUGAAGAGGGUAGUGGCAGUUGCAGAAUAUCUAAUUCAGAUGAAAGAAGAGAAAAGAAUGAUUCAAGUUUGGAUGGAAAAAGAAUGGUCGUGCUUUCUGAUCCUCAAGCUCUUAGAUACAGUGGGAAAAGGAUAACCCAUGUAAUCCAGCCUUUUGAUCAUGAAGCAAGUGCUGAUAUAGUAAAUAGUGAUGCUUCUAGCAAGGAAGUUAUUGGUGCCCAAUUCUCUGAAGGAGGAGGUCAUCAAGAAGCGUCUGAGGAUUUACGACAGACAUCAUCAAGGUUGGAUGUUCCGAAGAUUAGGCUAAGAAGUUUGUCCCCUGCUGAUGAUUCUAGUGGUGGAAAUAAAAGACCAGCAGAUAGAAGUGAGUUUUACUCUAGAAGUUGGUGCAUCAAAGGAAGGGAUCCUCUAACUAGCCAUGAUAAUGACGGUGUUUUAGAUGCUGCAAAGAUGAAAAGCAAACUCAUAGAUGGAGAAGGUUCAAAAAAUACCACUGAAAGACUAGCAGCAGAUUGUUUUUCUGAUUUGGCACCAUCUGCAGUUCGAUGUGGAGAAAAUCAAAGGUUGAAUAGUGACAUUGAAUUGCAUAUGCAUAGCGAUGAGCAUCGGUCAAACAUACCGUUUAGAGACAUCGAAAGGGAGACUCUUGGAUGUAAACCCUACUUGGCUGGUUAUGGAAGCUCUUCAUCACUAUUACUCAAAGAUGAUUCUCUUAAUAAAGAUAGCUAUCAUAGUGGAGUGCUUCUAAGUAGCUCAGUACUGUCAUCUUACAAGUAUCAGAACGCUGAAGUUCCGUCUUAUAGCUCAGUUUUGGACGACACGAGUUAUAAGAGGUCCCAGCUUAUACUCGGAAAUCAUCAUUAUCCACACUUGAAUCACUCUGUGGAUAGGUGGCCUUCUUAUCUUACUUCUUCUUCAAACCUAGAUCCGGUUAGUGAUCAGAAGCUUUUAGACCAUAGUCGAGCAUAUUGUUCUUCUAGGUCAAUCUCAAACAAGUCUUCAGCACUUCCUGGUUCUGGAACUGAGCCUUUCUCUUGGACUGAUUUAUCAAGGGACAUGGAACACUCACGUGAUUAUAAGACCAAGGUGUAUUUUGAUGACUGGAAGCCUUCUGUGCCUUUUCAACCAUCAACCUUUCUUAGUCAAAUUAUUCCCCCUCCAGAAAGUCUGUAUGAUCCGAUUCGUGAUAGCAUUGAGCAAACCAGCGCAGCAGAGAAAGAUUUGACUGCCGAUGAAAGAGAAACAACUGAUAGAGCUACAACUCAUCAAGAAAACGUGAAUACCUCUUCAAAAGAAGAAAAACACCCAAGACCAGUUAAUCCCAGAGGCCAAAAAAGGACACAAUCAAAAUUAGAGAGGCCCAGACACAACUAUGAAAUUGAUAAUGACUUUAGGAGAGAUGGAUCUGUGAACUAUGAAUCAGGAGUUUUGAAGCAUUUUCGUGCUGCUCUUGUGGAAUUCGUCAAAGAAUUGCUGAAGCCAACUUGGCAUGAAGGUCUCUUGAUUAGGGAUGCAUAUAAGAUGAUUGUUAAGAAAUCAGUAGAUAAGGUCAUUAACUCUUUGCAACCUGAUCAAAUUCCUGAUACGACUGAAUCCAUUAAGCAGUAUCUCUCUGUUUCUAAGCCAAAAGUAGCUAAGCUCAUUGAGGGGUAUGUGGAGAAAUAUGGAAAAUCUUGAGAUGAAUUUUGCUCUACGUGCUGCCAUCAGUCAGGAAUUGGUGAAACACGUCAUUGUGGGACAACUUUUGUUUCUACUAAGGGGCUAGAAUCAAAAUGUUAAUUUUUCGUAUGGAUUUCUUCUUAUAAGAUAAGACCUUUUUUGCUGCUUUAUGGCUCGAAAGUGUUUGGAAUCUUCUAUGAUUUCUUGGUAAUAGUUUGAUUCAAUCUUGGUAGGGAAAUAAUAUUUGCUAAUGUGCCAUCAUCUUCGCUGGAGUCAACUACUAGAUUACUGCUCCUGUCAUACUUUUCUCUGUGCUUUUUCCUCAUUGGAUGCUCUGGCAUUGAGAAGGAAGGAUGUAUUUAGAUGCAAUAGGCCGUGGAGGAGACCACUGAUAAUCCAGGAAUCUUCAAUCUGACGUCAACAGCUAGUCUCACAAUCUGGCACUCACGUCCCGACAUUGUCAUUGUAUACUCCCGCAAGUCGGAAGGCAGUGGGAAAAUGAGGAGGACACGGCGCGACAUCUAUUAGCAGCCAAUUCUCCAUACAAAUAGAGGCAUCUAUAAGAAAGAUACUUUGAUGGCUUUGGCGUGAAGGUCUCAUUAGCUCGUAUAAGGCUCCGGGUCUGAACCGUAGUUUGUGCUCUUUGCACUUUUAAAAGUUAGGAAACUAAAACAUCCUAAUAGUUGAAGGAAGGUAAUAAAGACGAGUAGGAGCAGAUUGUGCCUUUGAAGAUAAACAAACACGACAUUUCGUUAGUAAGGGAAGUGUCACCUUCUUUCUCCAGGGUUACAUGAAGUAGAUUGGGAGGUCUUUCAUCCCUUGUCUUUGAAUAGGGGAAUAUGUCCUCAUAAAAUCUUUCUCCAAUCAACUUAGCUGGUUAGAUAUUGACUAGUGCAAGUAAUACAUGAAAUAAACUAGCAACCAUAGUUCGUGACAAAGUAUUGGAUAGCAAGCAAGGAUACUUUUGUUUGUUUCUUCUCCACUAAACAUGGGAGUUUAUGGAUAAUUAUAGAUCAGUGGUUACCUAGUGAACUUUGAUUUGAUCCCCUUGAGUAAGAGGCACCCACCUCAUCCGGGGAGAGGUUCACUAUGAUGGGAGGAUCUUGACUGGGAAACGGAGGUUUAGGUUUGAGCAGCUUUUUGUUCAUUCAAUCCUUAGAUAAGGGUGUAAUGGUCAAUUGUGCUAGACAUUCUUGUACUUUGAAAAGUAAAGUAUUCCAUGUGAGGAACAACCAAACUACUAGAUUUGUUGUGCAUUUGACCUUUUCAAUAGCCAUGGUAACCAAUUUUAACAUAUAGGAUAUCUUAAGAGCUUGAUGGGAGAUUGAGGCAAAAAAACGCGAAGUGAUUUCUUCAUUUUUGCCUAAACCUUGAUGGGCAAAAUUACUUGGCAUCCGCGUCGAUGGGAGGUAAGUAGGUACUCGGUGGCAUAGUCGCAGUGUGUACAAGCUGGCUCGAACACCACCGCAAAUUUUUAAAAAUACUUCUGUUACAGGUAAAAAGGAGGUCAUGUGGAAUUUGGUUGUUGUCGUUAACACUAUUUCUCUAUGUUGAUAGAACUGUGGAUGUUGUAUUGACAUGCUGAUCUUUUGAGUGGUACUCUGCCAAAAACAGUGCAAUAGUAUGGUCA